Messenger RNA from Thermothielavioides terrestris NRRL 8126, 2190 nucleotides. RefSeq lists its product as uncharacterized. Lineage: Eukaryota; Fungi; Ascomycota; Sordariomycetes; Sordariales; Chaetomiaceae. The record is from RefSeq and is a predicted model, not a curated record. The transcript is spliced from 2 exons. Bases 182 to 2038 code for a protein of 618 amino acids.
GGCUUGUUGACUUCGAUUCCAGUCGACCUGCCUGUCUCCGCGGGGCCCUCAUCAUCCCGUUUUGAUCAAGCCAGUCAAUAUUCCGUUCCGCAUACGUCCGCACACUCUCUCGCGCCUCCGCCCGGCCCCCGGCCGUCUUGUUUCGAUCGGAUUCCUUCUGGUUUUUCUUCUGUUUUCUGGCAUGGAUCCGGUCUUCGUUGUCACCCGCGAAGAGUUACACGAUGUUCAGAUGGAGUUGAAGCGCGUUCAGCAUAUCCAGCAGCUGCAUGGAGAACGGCUACGGUCGCUGGAAAAGAGACAAGCUGAUGAUGCCGCCUUGAAGUCCGUUUGGAACUCCCCCUUCCCGAGCGUGCUCGGAGGCACUCCACAACACGGACCGGUGCAUAUACCGUCGACCGAGCUGAUUAGCGAUCUUGAAGAGGAGGGCAACAACCUACUGGGGUCUCUGCAACUCGACACGGAGGAUGAGCCGAUCCGGAGGGGGGCCGCCUCGCGGGCAAACAGCGUCCGGUUCGAUGAGAGUGCCUUGCAGGGAGCCAACUUGGGCAGUCAUGGCGGCCGCCACUCGGGCGACUUCGGCCCUAUACGGCCGGGGAGCGGCAUGGGUGGCCAUCAGAUGAUGGAGCGAUCCUACUCCCACAAGUCGGACGGCAGACACAGCUCGGCAGGGCACUCGGUUCAUUCGAUGCACUCGGGAGUGUCAGGACGCACGAGCAGCCUCGGACUCGACUCGACUUUCGCAAUGGGCGACCACGAGGACGACUCGCUGCUUGACAUGGAGCCGCCUCCCGUCCUGUACAUCCUAGGCUCGCCUCCGUCCAUCAUCCGCUGCUGGCUGACCACCAACUUCACCUCCGACGGGCUGCUAUAUGCCGUGGUGUGCACUGGGUCUCAGAAGUCGACUGUUGACUACUCGCUCCUGCGAGAUCUCGGCUUGGCGAACAACAUCCACCGCGACGUGGACGGGGUUCACCGGAUCACUCUUCCCGUGUUCUUGGCCGAGGCACGCGUCACACAGUCCAACUCGCGGUCUGCGAGCCCCGCGCCGCACCUGCCCAGUAUAACGGCGUCCUUCGAAGUGACGGCUAUGGACUCUCAGCAGGAGACGCCCGAGUCGAAGAAAGCCAUCCGCAUCUUUAUCGGCAGCCACACGCUACGAAUGCACGGAGCCGAUAUCCUGCUUUCUCGGAACCUCAUGACGCUGUACGGGAGCGAUCGCGACAAGCUUUCGAUCCCGUUCGUGCGGCCCGAGGACGACGCGGUGUUCAAGCACCUCACCACGGCCAACGUGGUGCCGAGCAAGCCCAAACUGAAUGCCGCAGCUCCGGAAUUCGUUGCCAGCGAGAAAUCUGGAAAGGGAUCCGAUCGUGACACCAAGGAGCAUGAUGUCUCUGGGCCCAAGUCCGUGGAGAGCGGCUCCGAGGGUGUGAGGUCGCCCACCGCGCCCGCAGUUCGGCCGGUCAAGGCAGAAACAAACGCAACCACUAGUACUGCGUCCGAAAGCGGGGAGGAAGGCGUGAAGCAGGCAGCUGAGCGCCCUGCACCGCAAGCUUCGGGAAAGGGGACAUCUGGCGGAACGGAAACGCACCGCAGGGAGGCGGGCGCAGCCCUCCGAACGCCGUGGCGGCAGACGGCGGCGGGGGCCGGUGAGAGCAGCACGCCAUUGAGCGGCUAUCAACCGGCCGCGCGGCCUCGCAACAUGAAGGUGCUGAGGCCGAACAAGGCCAGCACGUCGUCGACCAGGACGGGAGCGGCGUAUGAACAGGCACCAGCGCCGCGGUCCAGCACGGAACAGAGACGCAAGACGCAGGCAGAGGGUGGUGGUCAGGCGACGGUCGGCUGGGGUGGCAGUUCGAAGCGCAGCAUCAGUGGCCCCGCGUUGGGUAGCUGGGGAGAGGGGAAACAAAUAUCAAGCGGCCAGGAGCCGGGGAAAGGGUCGUCAGCCGCGCGGACGGCUAACAACCCUCUCGGCAGCGCGUCUGCAUUUUCCUGGAUCGCCUCGAACAAGCCGAAGGCGCCGCCAGCCGCAGCUGACUAGCCGCGGGUUUCUUUUCUGUUUUUUUUUUACUUGCGCUCUUGCUGUAAACUCGGUACGAGCUGAGCGGGGUGCCUCCGGGUUGAUGAAUCGAGCGCCAAGCGGGAAUAAAUAACCGGCAGCGGUAGGUUAGAUAAAUCAGAAAAAAACACAAA